AUCUACAACAUCCUCCAGGAGGUCACCCAGCAGGAGGGCGAACUGGAGGAGCGCUGCAUCCAGAGGCUGGUGGCCAUCGCCUCCAGGGAGAUGAGGGGCAUGCUGGAGAUGGAGGGCUAUGUGAGGGCAGAGGUGGCCAGCGACACCCUGGUGGCCCUGUCCCGAAACCACUUCAGCUUGGUCAUGUACGAGCUGCAGCACCAUCUCAAACCCCUCAACCUCACGGAAGAAUCUGUCAUCGUCACCCUGGCCAAGCUGGCCAACGGCAAUGUGUUUGAGUUCAUGCCAUACAUGGGCAUCACCCUGGCCACCAUGUUCACCAUGCUGAGGCUCGCCAAUGAAGCCAAGAUGCGCCAGGUGAUCUGUGGUGCCAUGGAGACCUUCUGCGAGACGGUGCAGUUUUACCUGAGGCACCUGGAGGACAGCGUGUACCCCGUGAUGACUGAGGACCAGUUUGCACUGAAGCUGUUCCCCAUGUAUCGCUACUUCGUGACGGUGUGGCUGCGGAACAACAACCCAGAGGUGAAGCUGGGGGUCAUCAAGUCCCUGAAGCCCAUGCUGAACCUCCUCCUGCCCAACGAUGCCCUGCGGGACCAGGUGUAUGACUACAUCCCUCUGCUGCUGGCGGAGUACCAGGGCAGCCUGGAGGCGCUCUUUAUCACGCAGGUCUUGAGGCAGAUCCUGGAGAUGUCCUUCAUCACCAACAACCCAGUCCUGCAGAUGCAGCUGCACAUCAUCUUCAGGGAGCUGCUGUCGAGCCUGCUCCUACCCCAAGGAGCUGAUGAAGUUCUUCCUCAGUCAGAUGGAGAUGAGCAAGGAGGCCGUCCGGGUGGGGACCCUGGCCCUGAUCGGGCAGUGGUGGCAGAGAGGCCUCACCACUUCUGGGCAUCUCCUCAGAGCCCAGCCCUGAGGCCACUGGACCUCCAGGCGGGCUUUCCUCUUUCAGAACCCAGAAUGAGCAUCAGGACCAUCUCCCUGGCCAUCCGAGUGGUCAAGAACACACUCUCCGACACCCGGUCCAAGGUGAGGAUGGCCAUUCUGCACAUCCUUGGGCAGCUGGCCCUGUCCGGAUUCCAGGAGAGGAUCAAAGGCUGGGGCCUGAAGUACGUGUCUGUGCAGCUGACCUUUUCCACCAACAAACUGACCAACCGCAGGGACAACUUUUAUCAGAGGGGCCUAGAGGAGAAGUUGGUCCACAAGGUCCCCAUGGACACCGUGAGGAUCAUAACCUCUUCUGUCAGUGGGAUGAGCAAUGAAUUUUGGGUGAGGCUCCUGUGCUACAUCAUGGAGACGGACUACACGGAGGCCUUGACCCCCAUCUGCGGCAGCCUCACCAACCUGGCCGAGCGCCAGCUGCACGCCAAGGAUGAGGAGGCCAACGCAAGCAAGAGCAGGCACGGUGGGCAGCCCCCCUGCGCCAGCUGGAGGGACUGGGCAGUGGAUCUGCCCGCACCACAGAAGCUGCUGACCCGACUCCUGGUACUGAUGUCGUCCCCCUACAAGGGGGAGAGCUGUGGAAUCGCCAUGCUCAACCUUCUGAAGAUCCUGAGCCAGAGCAUCGCCCCCUCCAUGGCUGACAUGUGGGCCCUGGAGAUCCUGCUGCUAGUCAAGUACCUGGAAGAACACACCGAGUUUACCUGGAACCAGAAGAUGUGGGAGGACAGGCUGAUUCAGUUUCGGAGAAACUCCCUCAAGAUGCCUCGGGAUUCCCGCUGGAGCCUGAGUCUGAGCAAAGAGCUGAACAACCAGAUCAAGAGCUUCGACAGCCCCUCCCUGGAGAAGGAUUGUGUUUCUAUUAUGCUGCGACUUGCUGUACCGUGAGAGCGCCACUUCUCUGUUUCCUGCUGAGCUCAAGGCCAGAAGCUAAUGCACAAAAAUCCACGGGAAAGACGCUCAUAAACAAAAUAUACAGCGCACACCUGGCUUCGUGCAGGACACGCUGAUGUAACGUUAGACCAAGUCUGUGUGCUUAUUUGCCCCUUAGAAAUGUACCAGCUUAGGGUAUAAAGGUGACGGUGAAAAAUAAAGCAACUGCCAGACUCUGCUGCA
Molecule: messenger RNA, 2049 nt
Organism: Odocoileus virginianus texanus
Lineage: Eukaryota; Metazoa; Chordata; Mammalia; Artiodactyla; Cervidae
Source: RefSeq, a predicted model, not a curated record